This is a messenger RNA of Austrofundulus limnaeus, 2445 nucleotides long. Its product is annotated as putative ankyrin repeat domain-containing protein 31. The record is from RefSeq and is a predicted model, not a curated record. The transcript is spliced from 14 exons. Bases 113 to 1807 code for a protein of 564 amino acids. Lineage: Eukaryota; Metazoa; Chordata; Actinopteri; Cyprinodontiformes; Rivulidae. Gene Ontology annotation, molecular function: protein binding.
GGAACAUCAACUUUCUGCGAACUGAAACGGGACAUUUUUGAGUAAAUAUUUUGAAGAUUAUUUCAACAGGUGAAAUUUUAAACUUGAGCGACGCGCUGAGGAAGACCUCCUGAUGGACGAAGACGCGGCACUGUCAGACCAGGACUCUUUGAGCUUGUUGAAGGAUCUCCCUGCUUGGCAAAGCAGAGGUGCAGCUGAGAUUGUCACUGCAGUUGAUUCAGGCACACAGACCGACAAAAAAGAGAUCAAGCAUGAAAUAAAUGUGAAUCAGCAGAACCAGAACCAGAACCAGUCGGUGACGCCUCACAGUUUGAACCCUGACACAGGCUCCUCGUCAGGAAAUGAAAGAAUCAAACGCCCCAGAUUCCUCCACAAGAGGAACGGGAAAGGGGAGACGUAUCUUCACACGGCGUGCAGGAGAAACGAUCUGGCGCAGGUGAAGUGGCUCAUUCAGGCUGGGAUCGGCGUCAACUUGGAGGACCACGCAGGAUGGACGGCUCUCCACGAGGCCGCCAAAGUGGGCGCCGAGGCCGUGGUGGAGGAGCUGCUGAAGGCCGGAGCUGACGUGAACGCCGGGAAGUGCGAUGGCGUGACGCCCCUGCAUGACGCCGUUUCCUCUGGAAGCUAUCAGGUGGUGAAGCUCCUCCUCCAGAACGGAUCGAACCCGUGCGACAGAGAGAUCAGCGGAAGUAGCGCGUUCGACAUGGCCAAGGAUCAGGACAUGAAGGAGCUGCUCGCCACGUUCAGGACGUCCGUAACGCAGCAGAGGCACUUUGAGGAGGCGGAGCCGCGAGCACCACCAGUUACCGUGAGUCCUGAGUGCCGGGUCAUUUCCAUGGGUCAUUUCCCCACAGAGCCGCGUGUCGGAGGCGGAGCCAACGAGCUGAGAGACGAUGCCGCUGCCGGCUCUGAUUACGUCCUCAGAGCUCAGAGUCAUUCCAUGACCGUGGCGGCGGUUCUGGAGGACCUGAGGAGGAAACAAACAGAAAUCCCAACCUGGCCUCUGAAAGACCUGAAGGAUGCAGACAAAUACAGAGAAGCUUUAACGCAGAUCCAGAGCGUGCUGGCGUUUGUUGUGGAUAAGCAGUGUUUGGAGAAGGAAAACCUUAAAGAAAAAUACAGGACGGUGCCACACCACUUCCACCAAACUCUCCUGAAAGGUCAGUUCUUGGCUUUAGCUUCUUGUCAGAGGAAACUGGUGGAAAUCCUCCAACAUCAAAAGCAUUUGGAACAAGCUUACGUCACCGCGAAGAACAAAAUGUUAAAUCACACAUCGAAUCACUGCAGACCGGCGGUACAGGUGAGGAGAAAACAUGCAGCCGUUCAGACGAGGGCUGAAGACGAGCGAUGUCUCCGUCGGCUCCUGCAGGGCGGCGUCCUGACAGCAGGCAGUUCUUUACGGCUCACUUUGAAGGGUAAGCAGCACGUGGCUCACGUUGGAGCCGAUGGCGCCGUCGUAAGUAAAGGCAAGGUGCACCGAGCUCCGGAGCGCUGGCUGGAGUCCAUCCUCGGGAAAAAUAUCCCCGUCAGCUCAACGUACGCUCUGGAGAAGGUGACUUUCAGAGACAAACCUUUAUCUCACUACUUUCUAAACAUGGAGGCCGAAGAAAAUGGCGGCGGCUGCAGUUCUGCUGUGCAGGAGCCGACUCCCGAAGCAGGAAACUGGUGUCAAAUGUUGAAAAACAUUAAGAUGAUCCAUCUGGUGAGCGACGAGGAGUUCCUGCCCAGCGCUGUGAUGGAUUAUUACUGGGACAAGCUCCUGAGACAAACGCCCUCUGAGCUGGAAGACUGGGACUCUGAACUGUAACCUGACUUGUUUUUAAAACCACAUCUUUAUUUGGGUCUGAGACGUUAAACGGGUGGUUUUCAUGUCGAGGAGGAAGUUUUUGGAGUUUUCACGCAGCAGCAGGUGGCAGCACACAAUCACACAAAUCUGAGAGGGAAGAUCCCCAACGGGAGCGUGUCAUGACACUGGGGUUUAUCAGUCAUGUGAUCAACAUGUAAUCCCCGUCUUACUCACGUGCUCCCCCUAAAACCACUGACCUGAAUAUGCUAAUUCAACCCACUUAUCUUCAGAUGUAACUCUUAAAGCUGGGUAAGUUUGAUUUUGUGGUGGAUUGAUUCAAAAAUCCUCUCAUGUCACUUCUUUAUAAUUAAAAAUUACCUUAUUUUUCCACUUCUGAGUCAUUAAACUGAAGAGAUUUGCCUUUGCAGACGUAGAAAUAGGCUCAAAUCUUUAAAAGAACAAUAUUUGACAGAUGCAGAUAAGUUUUAAAGAAUGAGCAGCAUGUUAAAAAAAAAAGAGGAUGACAGAUUCCUUCAGUGUAGCCUGAGGUUUAUUUCUCCAUUCACUGCAUUCUUUCCAGCCUGUUUGCUGCUCUUCUUCACUUCAACCAAACUGCUUAUGUCACCGAGUUUGUUUCCUGUGCCGAUAUGGAAGCCUAU